This is a messenger RNA of Scleropages formosus (Asian bonytongue), 2457 nucleotides long. RefSeq names its product ankyrin repeat domain 63 (gene ankrd63). Gene Ontology annotation, biological process: regulation of cyclin-dependent protein serine/threonine kinase activity; negative regulation of cell population proliferation; regulation of G1/S transition of mitotic cell cycle. Gene Ontology annotation, molecular function: cyclin-dependent protein serine/threonine kinase inhibitor activity; protein kinase binding. Gene Ontology annotation, cellular component: nucleus; cytoplasm. The coding region runs from base 99 to 1712 and encodes 537 amino acids. The record is from RefSeq and is a predicted model, not a curated record. Lineage: Eukaryota; Metazoa; Chordata; Actinopteri; Osteoglossiformes; Osteoglossidae. The transcript is spliced from 2 exons.
UAUUGCCACGCUCAGCACUAGGAAAGCACAGAUACUCAACUCCUUCAAUACACACACAAGCAAAACACAGCCUGGCUUCGCCGACGGACGCAUCAGCCAUGCUACGACCCAAGGACUUGUGUCAAGGUUCGGGCACCAAGACAUUCUUAGACGCCAUGCAUAACGGCAAGGCGCACCUUGCACGCUUUGUUCUGGAUGCCCUGGAUGGACGCAUCAUCAACUCAAAAACAGAGAACAGCCGCACCCCCCUGAUGUUUGCUGUGUGCCUGCCGGACCCUGGUGCCCGGGUGAAGUUCACCCGGAUGCUGCUAGAGAAGGGGGCAAAUGUGAACUGCCAGGAUGAUCAGGGGCGCACAGCCUUGAGCUUCACUUGCGAGCUGGGGUAUCUGGAUGCUGUAAAGCUCUUGGUUCAAUACAAUGCUGACCCUGAAAUAACUGACGCCUGGGGCAACAGUGCACUGAUGUAUGCCGCCUUCGCCGGACACAGCCAGGUGCUGGAGUUCCUCGUCCGGGCCUUCAAGAGACUGGGCUUGCGGCUGGACCGCACCAACCAGGCUGGCCAUUCUGCCAUCCAGGUGGCUGACUUCUUUGGGCACAACCAAUGUGUCCAAGCCUUGAAUGUCCCAGGGAAGAAGAGCUUGAGUCUGGAGGACAGCAGCCAAGGGAGAGAGCUAGGAGGUGGAGUGCGCCGGCCUAACAAACUCCCAAAACAGGUUCUGGAGAAGUUCACCAAGCAGUUCCAUAGUAAGUUCGACGACCACCUGCCAGCACUGUUUCAGCAGCAGCUGCAAGUGGGGGAAGGCAACGGGGCAACAAGGCGCCUCAAAGCUCAGCAACAGUCCCCUGAGUGGAAGAGCCAGAGCCAGCCCUUUACCAGUCAUCUACAGCAGUUGCACAGCAGUGAUGCUCAAGACCCCAUAUUCACCGUCAAACAGAUCCAGAAUGGCAAGAUGAAAGACACAAGAAGUGCAAAGACAAUGGAGCACAAUCCAGAUCUGUACAAAGAAGACACGAUCAAGGAAAAGACACAAGACACAGUCCCAUCUUGGGGCAAAGCCAAGUCAUUCAACAUCGACCUGCUGGCCUGCAGAAAGCAAUCGUAUCAGGGUGACAUGUCUGAAAAGAGCCACGCUGCUUCAAAACUAAAGCGGGGUUCACUGCAGGACGAGAAACCUCUCAAUGUCAAGAUUCACUUCCAAAAAAUAAGUAAUGACAGUGAAAACUGUACAGCAGCACCUCAAGCUCUUCUCAGCGGAAUGAGACAAAGUGCUGAGGCCCCAAGUGACAGCAUGAGAGCGUCCAUGAAUGAGAAGCUCGGCCCAUCAGUAUUGGGGAGGAAGGAAUUUCAGAAGCGCUUUAGUGUUCCACAGCAGGGUCGCCCGGACAAGCUCCUGUCCCAGAGGGCGGAGAUGGCUCCGGAGAGACUCCCGGGACGCGCCCCCGGCUUCACAGGGCUGGGGAUGCGACUCCUGCGGCGCUUCACCGCCCCCGAGUUCAUGAGACUGGCGAUGGAGUUUCCCUCAGGCUCCGAGCAUGGCAGAGGUAGGAUGUCCCGCUCUGAUACCUUCCCACUGUCACAGGGACACCAGAGGGUGGACAGCCAGCCGAGCGUGGACAGCAUCAGCGCCGUGCAGUGCGAGUUCGACAGCAGCGCCCCCUUGUGGAGCAAAGCCCACGCGGGAACUCCGAGCCUGAGUACAGUGGGACUGUAAUUACUUCACUAGUGUAAAAUAACGCUUUUUAAAAGCGUGGUGAAUACUGUAUAUCGACCCUGCCGUCAAUUUGUACAUAAGAAAAAAACUUUUAAGUGUUAUUUUGCCUAUUGAACAGAAGACGUAUGUUGUGAAUGUCUUAACGCUGUGUGUAUAUAAUAGUAUACCCAAUACAUUUAUACUGUAUAUAUAAGUGCAUAAUAAUAAUAAUGACGAUGUUAAAUGUACGUCAGCACUGUAACGCGACUACUUAUCCAUACUUUAUGCGUUGUAAGCCUGAAUGUAGCUUGUAUUUUCAUAAAAACUGGCCAGCGUUAUUUAAAUUUAUGAGAUGUACUUAACCAAAAACGAAUAAAAAAAAAGAUCUAGGACAAAUUAUCGAGAGCUGUCGACGUUCUUUCGGGGAAGUCUUCGGUUCAACGGAGUGGACGAUGGCAAAAGGUUUUCAAAGGUCUUCGGAUCUCCUACAGUUUCGACGGAGCAUUAAGAAUUAAACGCUGUUUUUGAGGUUCAUUGACUGAGACCGGGUGUAAACCGGUAUUAUUGCAGAAAUCACAACACACAACAUCCCAAAGCCUAUUUAGUAAGUUCCACCAGUGGCGUCAGGUUGGUGACACCCAGUGCGGUAACUCAUUUUGUGUGUGUGUAUGUGUGUCGAUGGACCUCCUCCCAUACCAGACCACACAGUACUGUUUUUGUACUAAUCAAUGUUACUGGUAAAUCGAAAUUCACCUAUAUCAUUGAA